GUUCUAGAACCAUCCUGAAUUCGCCAGAUCGUAGAACUCUCUAGACUCUCUUAUCGCUAUACGCUACUAUAAAAUCCAAUCCCCACCGGAGCAGAACUGAGUAUCGAUCGGAAUUGACAUUUCUCAUCGUUCGAAUUCUGUUUCGUUCGUAUUCUUGCUCGAAUCUCUGACCCCUCUUCCCUCUUCCACUCGUUGGAUUCACCGCCGAUUCCUCCCGCCAUGGAUGACGAUUUUGAGCUCCCAUCUGCAAGCAAUGUGGACGACGAAAUGGGCAUUCCGGGGGACGAAGCGGAGAGCGCGGUCCUGAAGGUUGGCGAAGAGAAGGAGAUUGGAAAGAACGGGCUGAAGAAGAAACUUGUCAAAGAAGGUGAAGGAUGGGAGACUCCCGACACUGGGGAUGAAGUCGAAGUGCAUUAUACGGGAACCCUUCUUGAUGGGACUCAGUUCGAUUCUAGCCGUGACCGAGGAACGCCUUUCAAGUUCAAGCUCGGCGAAGGGCAAGUGAUUAAGGGAUGGGAUGAAGGUAUCAAAACCAUGAAAAAGGGUGAAAAUGCAGUUUUUACGAUACCCCCUGAAUUGGCCUAUGGAGAGUCCGGCUCUCCUCCAACCAUUCCACCAAACGCGACACUUCAAUUUGAUGUUGAGCUACUUUCAUGGCACAGCGUCAAAGAUAUCUGUCAAGAUGGAGGAAUCUUAAAAAAGAUCCUUGUUAAAGGAGACGGCUGGGACAAACCGAAGGAUAUAGACGAAGUUUUGGUUAUCUAUGAGGCUCGUCUUGAAGAUGGUACAUUGAUCUCAAAGUCUGAUGGGGUCGAAUUUAAUGUCGAAAAGGGAUACUUGUGUCCUGCCUUGGCAACAUCUGUGAAGACAAUGAAGAAGGGAGAGAAAGUACUGUUGACUGUGAGGCCACGAUAUGCAUUUGGAGAGUCUGGCAGGCCUGCAGCUGGAGAGGAAGGUGCUGUGCCUCCUAACGCCACUCUUAAGAUAACCCUUGAGUUGGUUUCUUGGAAGGCUGUCAUUGACAUUACUAAGGAUAAGAAGGUCCUGAAGAAGACCCUGAAGGAGGGAGAAGGAUAUGAGCAGCCAAAUGAUGGAGCAGUGGUUCAAGUUAAACUCACUGGUAAACUGGCCGAUGGGACAAUUUUUACUAAGAAGGGUGAUGAUGAGAAGCCUUUUGAGUUCAAAGUCGACGAAGAACAAGUCAUUGAAGGUCUCGAUUUAGCUUUGAAAAAGAUGAAGAAAGGUGAAGUCGCCUUGGUGACCAUCCAUCCACAAUAUGCUUUUGGGUCUUCCGACUCAUCUCAAGAUCUAGCCGUGGUUCCUGCAAACUCAACUGUAUAUUACGAAGUUGAGCUGGUUUCAUUCGUCAAAGAAAAGGAGUCUUGGGACCUCAACACACCAGAGAAAAUUGAAGCAGCAGGGAAAAAGAAGGAAGAAGGAAAUGCUUUGUUCAAAGCUGGAAAAUAUGACAGAGCGUCAAGGAGAUAUGAAAAGGCUGUUGGCUACAUUGAAUAUGAUACUUCUUUCAGCGAUGAGGAGAAGCUACAGAGCAAGGCACUAAAAGUUUCAUGCAACCUCAACAAUGCUGCGUGCAAAUUGAAAGUUAAAGACUACAAGCAAGCAGAGAAGCUCUGUACUAAGGUGUUGGAACUCGACAGUAGGAAUGUGAAAGCUCUCUACAGAAGGGCUCAAGCAUACAUUCAACUUGUCGAUCUAGAUCUUGCCGAGCAGGAUAUCAAGAAAGCCCUCGAGAUUGAUCCAGAUAACAGGGAAGUGAAAAUGGAAUACAGACAGCUGAAGGCGAAGGUGAAAGAGUACAACAAGAAAGAUGCACAGUUUUACGGCAACAUUUUUGCAAAAAUGAACAAGUUGGAGCAGGCCAAGUCUGCUAACUCAUCUGGAAAUCAGGAGGCAGUGCCAAUGACUAUUGAUGGCAAAGCUUGAUGAUGGCCAAUACCAAUAGUUUGAAACUUAGCAUAAUGAAAUGUUGUGUGUCAUCUUUGGAGAUUUAGUUUGGAUCGGCUGUGUUCUUCUAUGCUUGGUUUUUGUUUUCGUUGAACUUCAAGUUCCUGGAUUCCUUAUGCCACUUUCUAGCUGAAACUAAAUGAGGUGCUAGUUGUUGUGGAUUGAGUAAAAUCCUAUUUCAAGUUUUAUACCUCGUAUUAUCACAUGCUUUAGGUUUGAA
This is a messenger RNA of Momordica charantia (bitter melon), 2185 nucleotides long. Its product is annotated as 70 kDa peptidyl-prolyl isomerase. NCBI's taxonomy places the organism in Eukaryota, Viridiplantae, Streptophyta, Magnoliopsida, Cucurbitales, Cucurbitaceae. The record is from RefSeq and is a predicted model, not a curated record. Gene Ontology annotation, molecular function: peptidyl-prolyl cis-trans isomerase activity; protein binding.